GAGGGUUACGUCGAGUGUUUCCUGGCUGUAACGUGCUGUCCCACGUGUGAUAAUGAUACUAAGUGAUUUAUAAUAUUAUCAUGGGGAAGAAUAAAACUGAUAAAACCAAGGAGUCAAAAAGACAAGCUGACAAAACCGGACAAAAUCCGAGCAAAAAGAAAAUUAAAGGAGAUGGCAAACCUAAGAAAACCGCACAGGAGGACCACCUCCAACACAUUCCCUUCAGGCUCCGAGAGAUAAUGAAGAGCAAGGAUAAAAUGAAAAACGAAUCUUUGGGGGGCAAAAAGCUAAAAAAAGCCCUCCUGUUGCAGUCUAAACCAAACGAUACCCUAGGCCUAGAUGGAGACAUAGCUGUUCCUCGAUUCAGAAAGGGGAAGACAGAAAGUGUCGGUGCAUAUGUUAGGCGCAUGGAAAAUGAGACACAACAUGUGCUAUUCCUCACAAAUAACCAAGUGGAGAGAAAACCUGAGCUUGAGCCGGACAAACAAGACAAGGCUGCAGGCACGGGGAAGUCAGAGAAGAAGAAGGAGUAUGCAAAAAUGAGGCUGAGCAAACUGCAGCAGAAGAAGUUGGAUAAACAAGAGGACCAAAUAGAGAAAGAGUUGUUUGUUGAUAAUGUUCCAUUUGGUGAAGUUUCCAUGGCUCCACCGUCUCUGAGCACCAAACCGAAGAAGGCUCCAGUCAAAACUCAGGCGUCAAAGGAGUUGCUCCUCAACUCUCUGCUCGGCCACAGCAUGGCGUCCACAGCGAAGCCCUCCAUGGCCAGACAGAGGAUGAUGGAGGAGGAGAGGCAGCGAGCAGUGGAGGCCUAUCGCCUGCUGAAGAAACAGAAACAACAGGAGCAACAGACCAGAAAUGCAAACCUGGGAAAACUCUUGAACCUUGAGUGACAUCUAACGUCACUAAAAUCAAUAUAACUGCUCAUCUCCAGUUGGUGUGAUGGGCUGCACCAGGCCUUGAUAUACAGACUUGACAGAAUGAUAAUCUCCUCUAGAUUGCUUAGAGACUCUACUUGCAAACACUUUACACCGCAUUUUUUAAAAAUAUGCAGGAUUCACCUACUUUCAUAAAGUUAGGUUAGUUGGUAUUAGGACAUUCAAAAAAAGAGAGAUUGAACAUGUAUAAUUACUGAAAAACAUGUAAACGAGCAAACGGUGGAUUACUCAAUGGGUUAAUUGUGUUGGUUGUUUCCUCAUAAAUGCUUGUUUGCAUUUACACUUCCUGUCAGGUGUCUGCGUAAGUUCACAUUACCAUGCAAAUGUUCCCUCUUCAGGCAAGCCCAGUGGCGUCAUGAGCACCAUAAAUUCAUAAAUCAUAGUUUUUUAUUUUUUUUCCAUUUGUUUAUUUUGCAGGGAAUAGUUACUUUUUGUUUUGCAUUUGAGGAUAACAUUCCCCUUGUUGUAAACUGGUCUACAGUUGGCCUAGAUGGAGAAAAAAAACAUUUUCAGUGGAACAUCUUUUCUUUUUGUGUGACCUAAUAACUUUUAGAUCUUGUGCUGAUUCUUGUAGCCACUGACCUUGACUCUAUGUUGAGUUGGUAAGAGCAAAAAUGAACAUUUUACAUGUGGUUUGAUCAUCACCACCAAUUUUAUAACAUGAAAGACCCAAACAAAGUAUGUAAACAUACAGAUGGUCUGUAACGGCCUCGAGGCCUGUUAGGACUUCAGUGAGCACACAACCAACAAUAGACCAGUCAGGGUCACCGGAAACUGAUCUACACACCUUCUACCUAUAAUGAAGAAAGUUGAGAUAAGCAGCUAAGAGUGCUACAUUAGCCAAAGGAGCUGCAGAGAUCCACAUAUCAUGAUUCGAUAGAAAAAUAUCAAUUAAGCACCCCACAAAACCAACCUUUAUGGAAUAAGAAAAGCCAUUGUCAAAAAGUCACAAAUUGCCACAAAUUAUGUUGACAAAGAAAAUAUGCGGAAGACGGUGCUUCGGUCCAGUCUGACCAAAAUGAAGCGUUCUGGUCCGCAUGUUCAAUGAAAAAUAAUACACUUCUGCUUUACCAGAGGUAAAGCAUAAGAAUGUGUUGGAAUGAUCCAAGCUCCAGUAAUAAGAAGCUCUAGAGACACCCUCCAUCAACUCUCCUGGGGCUUAAUCUAUUUGUAAGGAAGUAGGUCCAACAGCAAUAGGAGCAGCUCAACAAUGUAAUACCACAUGGGCUGAGCAGAAGAACAUGUACUGUACAUUUUUCUAAUCAUUUAAAAUAAAUAUUGAAUUCUAA
Messenger RNA from Poecilia reticulata (guppy), 2224 nucleotides. It is a transcript of the gene ccdc137, whose product is annotated as coiled-coil domain containing 137. The record is from RefSeq and is a predicted model, not a curated record. NCBI's taxonomy places the organism in Eukaryota, Metazoa, Chordata, Actinopteri, Cyprinodontiformes, Poeciliidae. Gene Ontology annotation, cellular component: nucleus.